AAAAGGAGAAAAGGUGUAAAUUGAUUGGGCAGUUGGAAGGUUUUUGGAAGACAAAAACAGCUGAAUCAAUUCGGGUCGGAAAUCCGGGUCAAUCAUGGAGACUUGGGAUCCGACGACGAAAUCGACGCUGACGCAGAUCCCUCUCCUGUCGGUGAAGGCCGGGCCGCGCGACGGCGCCGCGUGGACGCAGCGGCUGAAGGAGGAGUACAAGGCGCUGAUCGCCUACACCGCCAUGAACAAAUCCAAGGACAACGACUGGUUCCGGAUCUCCGCCGCCAACCCGGAGGGCACCCGCUGGACCGGUAAGUGCUGGUACAUCCACAAUUUGCUCAAAUACGAGUUCGAUUUGCAGUUCGACAUUCCCGUCACGUAUCCCGCCACCGCCCCUGAACUCGAAUUGCCCCAACUCGACGGCAAAACCCAAAAGAUGUAUAGAGGAGGGAAGAUAUGCCUGACCGUCCACUUCAAGCCGCUGUGGGCCAAAAAUUGUCCUAGGUUUGGCAUAGCACAUGCACUUUGCUUGGGCCUUGCGCCAUGGCUUGCUGCUGAGAUUCCUAUUCUUGUUGAUUCUGGAAUGGUCAAGCACAAAGAUGAUACGGCCGCAUCCAGUGAGUCUUCCGAUGUAAAGGCUGUGUGAGCACUAACUAGUCCAUCGUUAACGAAUUCUACAGUGUGCUAGUCUUAACUUUAUGAGACUAAAAUAUCCAUAUCAUGAAAUAGAUGUGAGGACCUCUUAAAAUGGAUGUUUUUAACUUUUCUCUUUAUAGUUUAUUCCAUGCUGAGCUCGAUUUCUUCGUA
Molecule: messenger RNA, 798 nt
Organism: Salvia hispanica
Lineage: Eukaryota; Viridiplantae; Streptophyta; Magnoliopsida; Lamiales; Lamiaceae
Product: ubiquitin-fold modifier-conjugating enzyme 1
Biological process (GO): protein K69-linked ufmylation
Cellular component (GO): cytoplasm
Molecular function (GO): UFM1 conjugating enzyme activity
Source: RefSeq, a predicted model, not a curated record